AUGUCCUGCGUCCUGAGCACCAUGUCAAAGGGAGUCUGCCAGCAUUUUGGAGAGCUGGAUGAAGAGCAUGUGGUAGAGACUGCAAAGUCUUUGAGCGUCAUUGAUGGAUUCGAGGAGCAUGAAUGCACCAUCAUCAUUCGAAAGUACAGUGUUAUCCUCGCAAAGAAAGGCGUGGAUUAUCUCAAGAAGAUUCUGAUCCUUGACCAAGGAGCCAUAUAUAGGAAGUAUAUGGAUUUGAAGCAGCUGCCAGCAACGCGCUGA
This is a messenger RNA of Linnemannia hyalina, 261 nucleotides long. The record is from the annotation of a GenBank genome assembly. NCBI's taxonomy places the organism in Eukaryota, Fungi, Mortierellomycota, Mortierellomycetes, Mortierellales, Mortierellaceae.